UGCUAACGUAGUUAGCUUGUUCUCUUAGCUUAUCGGUGCUGCUAUGGGAGGCUGAUGGAGCCCAGGCUCGGGGGUGUUCGGGUUGGCUGCGAAAACAUUUCUGUCCCACUGGGUGUUUUUCACUGCCUGGACAAGGAGGAGUUAUAAUUGUUCUCCUGCUCGCACUGAAGCGCGGAGUGAAGUCCAAACGGAAAAAAUAUAUAUAUAUUUACAUAUGAAAUCCUUUAUUUAUCCAUCUUGGUCAAAUCCCUCAGCGCUUCAGAAAACAUCAGCAGUAACCGUAACAACAUCCGCGUUAUUGACCACUGCUGCUGCUCACUGAUUCCGGAAAGGAUGAGUACUUUACAUUAAACUAGCUUACUUUGUUACAGUCAGCAUUUGUGGCAGCUAAUAUACUGAAUAAGUGAACUUGUAGGAUAAAACGGGUUAAACGCUAGCCUCGCUCAUGAUAGACUAGUCAGUUGUUUAUGCUUUUUUUUUUAUUAUUUAAAAUGGCUGCUGAGAGGACUCUGAAGUACAGCUGAUUCUGUUUAAAGAUGCUCUGGAUUAUUGGAAGGCCAUGUGUGUGACUUUGAGGAUUGGUGCAGUAUUGAGGACUUUUCCAGCAGGAGGUAACGCUGGCUAACGCAGGAAAAAAUCCAGCCUCUUGAUCAGGAAGAAAAACAACAAUGAGGCAAAACCGGUGGCUAUCAGAGCUGAGCUGAUUUAUUAUUAUUUUAUUUUUUUAUUCCAAUGACUUUCUUUCUUUAUGAAGGAUUUGAUGGACAUCUGUGUUUUUCUUUUGCUACACCGUUUGAAGUCAGCUUGGGCUUUUCUCUACAGAGAUGUGCUGAGCGGAUCAUGUGUUACUGAAGCCUGCCUGGAUCCUCUCCACUAAUUGAAACAGUCUGGAAGAGAGAGAGAGAGAGAGAGAGAGAAGGGCCUCGUUAUAAUCCUGCAGACAUGGAUGGGAGGAAAACGCAGAGGACUGAGCUGUGUUGUCUCAGACACCUCGCUGGUUCCCGGGUUGGGCUGCAGGGCAUGAACAGAUACCUGGUGCUUUGUGCGAUGGUGGGCCUCGUGCUGGCUACAGACGCGUCUCCGUCAAAAACCUGCGACAAAAACUGUCUGUCUGGGAAAUGCGUGAACGGAUCAUGUGUGUGUGAUCGAGGAUGGGUUGGGGAUCAGUGUCAGCACUGCCACGGCAGGUUCAAGUUGACUGAUCCAUCAGGGUACCUGACAGAUGGCCCCAUCAACUACAAGUACAAAACCAAAUGCACCUGGCUGAUUGAGGGCUACCCGAACGCUGUGCUGAGGUUGCGUUUUAACCACUUCGCGACCGAAUGUAGCUGGGACCACAUGUACGUCUAUGAUGGAGACUCCAUUUACGCUCCUUUAGUAGCUGUGUUCAGCGGUCUGAUUGUGCCAGAGGUUCCGGGUAAUGAGACCGUCCCUGAAGUGGAGACCAACUCUGGUUACGCGCUCCUGCACUUUUUCAGUGACGCAGCCUACAACCUGACUGGAUUUGAGAUCUUUUACUCGAUUAACUCAUGCCCGAAUAACUGCUCGGGCCAUGGCAAGUGCACCACCUCUAACUCCAUAGCGAGCAGAGUGUACUGUGAGUGUGAUAAAUACUGGAAGGGAAAAGCGUGUGACAUACCUUACUGCAGGAACAACUGUGGCAGCCCAGACCAUGGCUACUGCGACCUCACUGGGGAAAAGCUGUGUGUAUGCAAUGACAGCUGGCAAGGUCCGGAUUGCUCCCUCUCUGUGCCCUCCACUGAGUCAUACUGGGUCAUGCCCACAGUGAAGCCUUUUGGUACAUCACUAGGCAGGGCAUCCCAUAAGGCAGUAGUUCAGGAGAAGGUCAUGUGGGUUGUUGGUGGCUACGCGUUUAACUAUAGCAACUUCCAGAUGAUUCUAAAUUAUAAUCUGGAUAGUGGCACCUGGAACACUGUGGCUAGCAGUAGUGGGCCUGUGUCGAGAUACGGCCACUCUCUCGCACACUAUCAGGAUAAACUCUACAUGUUCGGGGGAAAGUUGGAGAUGGGCUCGGGUAAUGUAACAGACGAAUUGUGGGUGUUUAAUAUGCAGAGUAAGUCAUGGGCUCAGCAGUCUCCAAGCACGCCGGCUCAUGGUCAGGUCUACGCGGUGGAGGGUCAUUCUGCACACAUAGCCGAACUGGACACAGGAGACGUGGUAAUGGUGGUCAUCUUCGGCUACUCCUCCAUCUACAGCUACAUCAGCAACGUGCAGGAGUACAACAUCAAAACAAACACAUGGCUGGUUCCUGAGACGAGAGGAGCCACAGUUCAGGGGGGCUACGGCCACAGCAGCGUGUAUGACGCCGGCAGCAAGAGUGUGUAUGUCCACGGAGGCUACAAGUCCCUGCCUGCUAAUAAGUAUAGCCUUGUGGAUGACCUGUACCGUUAUGAGGUGCACACUCGUAUCUGGACUAUUCUGAAGGAGAGCAGUUACCCACGCUACCUCCACUCGUCAGUGCUGCUGGGAGGAACUCUGCUCAUCUUUGGAGGAAACACUCAUAAUGAUACGUCACUAAGCAAUGGUGCUAAGUGCUUCUCUGCUGACUUCCUGGCCUAUGAUAUUGCGUGUGAUGAGUGGAAGGUCCUCCCCAGACCAAACCUGCACAGAGAUGUUAAUCGUUUUGGCCACACUGCUGUCACCAGUAAUGGGUCUAUGUAUGUGUUUGGUGGAUUCUCCAGUGUGCUGCUGAAUGAUGUGCUGAUCUACAGGCCACCCAGCUGUGAGGCGUUUGUGGGGCAGGUGCGAUGUGAGGCUGCAGGUCCAGGGGUGCGCUGUGUUUGGAGACAGAACCGCUGUCUCUCCUGGGAGCCCAAUUUUUCCACAAGCACACUUGCAACCUUCUGCCCUGCCAAGCCUGCAACCAUGGAUGAGAGAUGUCACCGCUUCUCUGACUGCACCAGUUGUAGUGCAAACACUAAUGGCUGUCAGUGGUGUGAUGACAAGAAAUGCAUCUCAGCCCUCAGCAAUUGCACUGCAAGUGUGAGAAACUUCACCAACUGCUCCAUCAGAAAUGAGCAGAUCUGCAGCAAGCUGGCCAACUGCAAGAGCUGCACCUUAAACCUUAACUGCCAGUGGGAUCACCAGCAACAUGAGUGUCAUGCGCUCCCUGCCAAGUUGUGUGGAGAAGGGUGGAGCCAAGUGGGCGAGGCCUGCCUGCGCAUUAACUCAAGCCGAGAGAGCUACGACAACGCCCGGCACUACUGCAAGAACCUGGGUGGCAUCAUCGCCUCUCUUUCUACUGCCAAGCAAGUCGAUUUUGUUCUUGGAGAACUGCAGAAGUACCAGCAACAGGAGAAGAAGCUGUUCCCCUGGGUGGGCCUAAGGAAGAUUAACGUGUCCUACUGGGGCUGGGAGGACAACUCUCCCUUCACGAACACUUCUUUGCAGUGGCUGCCUGGAGAGCCCAAUGACUCAGGCUUCUGUGCCUACCUGGAGAGAGCGCAGGUCUCGGGGCUCAGGGCAAAUCCCUGCAACGCCAACACAGACGGCCUCAUCUGUGAGAAAGCAGUCGAGAGCCGGAAUGCACGUCCGUGUAAGACACCCUGCUCGCUGCAUGUGACCUGUGAGAACUGCACCAGCCAGGCCACAGAGUGUAUGUGGUGUGGCAGCACCAAGCGCUGCGUGGACUCCAAUGCCUAUGUCAUCUCCUUCCCCUAUGGCCAGUGUCUGGAAUGGCAGACUGGAGACUGUGUGGCUCAGAACUGCUCUGGUUUUCGGACGUGCGGACAGUGUCUGGAGCAGCCCGACUGUGGUUGGUGUGGAGAUCCGACUAACACAGGCAAAGGGCAGUGUGUGGAGGGCUCGUACCGUGGCCCUAUGAAGAACCUGCCCAAACACAGCCAGGACAUGCUGCUGGAUACGACUCUCUGUCCCAAGGAAAGAGGCUACGAGUGGGCCUUUAUCCAGUGCCCUGCCUGCCAGUGUAACGGCCACAGCACUUGUGUGAACGGGAGCGUGUGUGAGCAGUGUCGUAACCUCACCACCGGCCCACACUGCGAAACCUGCAUGCCUGGUUAUCACGGAGACCCCACCAACGGAGGGAAGUGUCAAGCCUGUAAGUGUAAUGGCCAUGCCAAUGUGUGCCAAGUGCUGACUGGGAAGUGUUUCUGCACCACCAAGGGGAUUAAAGGAGACCAAUGUAACCUAUGUGAUUCAGAGAAUCGUUACCUUGGCAACCCUUUGAGAGGAACCUGUUACUACAACCUUUUGAUUGACUACCAGUUCACCUUCAGUCUGCUUCAAGAGGAUGACCACUAUUACACUGCCAUUAACUUCAUGGCCACUCCAGAACAGACUAAUAAAAAUUUGGACAUGUCCAUCAACGCGUCCAACAACUUCAACCUCAACAUCACUUGGUCAGUUGGAUCAACAGCAGGUACCAUCUCUGGAGAAGAAGUCCCCAUUGUGUCCAAGACCAACAUUAAAGAGCACAGGGACAGCUUCUCCUGUGAGAAGUUCAGCUUCCGCAGCAAUCCCAACAUCACCUUCUACGUCUACGUCAGCAACUUCUCUUGGCCUAUUAAAAUACAGAUUGCCUUCUCGCAGCACAACAGCAUCAUGGACCUGGUACAAUUCUUUGUGACAUUUUUCAGCUGUUUUCUCUCGCUGUUGCUGGUGGCUGCAGUGGUGUGGAAGAUCAAACAGACCUGCUGGGCCUCAAGACGGAGAGAGCAAUUGAUGAGAGAAAGGCAACAAAUGGCAAGCCGUCCCUUUGCUUCCGUUGCCAUGGCACUGGAGGUGGAAUGUGAUCAGGUGGAGCUGCUACAAGGAGGAAUAGAGGCUCCUCCCAAACCUAUAGCCCUGGAGCCAUGUUCGGGAGGCAAAGCUGCAGUUCUGACGGUGCUCUUGUGCCUCCCAAGAGGACCAUCAGGGUUUCCACCUCCUGGACAGUCAGGUAUUGCUAUAGCUAGUGCGCUGAUUGACACCUCCCAGCAGAAGCCUAUGGAGUUUAAAGAGAAGAAUCCAGGCUUAAAGAACCGCAAAGCUCUGCCAACAGCUCACCAGGGCACGUGUGUGUGAGGCGCAUGCCCUCUGCAGCUGCCAUCUUACCUGGACUAUCCUUUUCCAAAGAGCUGUGCUUUGUUCCAGUGCUGCGGGUCACCGGCAACAUCUUUAUACACAGAGAGGCCCCCGGUGAUGGGGUUUUGCUAGGUAGCAGAGUGCUUUGUCCUCCUCUUCUUUAACACUACACCUGUAUCAAACACCUCCUGCACUCCAGCACAUGGAUCUCCUAGCACAUCUCACUAUUCCGUCAGCUGAUCAGCUGUAUUUCACUAGAAGUCUAGUCUGACAAAGCCUUUUCUAAAGUCUCUAAAUUCAGUCGUUUGAGUUUUAAGGCUCUGGUUGUGAGUGACCUCCUUAACCAGCUUCAUGGUCCACUGUAAUCUGUUAAAAAAAAAAAAAAAAAAAAAAAAAAAAUGUGCCUCUCAUCUGGUUCGUACUUUAUUAGUCAGUGAGAACAGAGGAAGUGUGUGAUAUACACUGCUUACCCAGAGAGCCUUUCACAGGUCACAUUAUAGACUUUUGAUGGUAUUGUAUAUGGGUGUAAACGCCUGUUUCUUUGCUUGCCAAGUAGACUCUGUGUUUGCUAAAAAAAAAAAAAAAAGCUUCUUAUUUACCAUUACACGCAUUUGUAGUCAAUUCGGGCUUUUGUAUUUCAAAUCCAACAAGUUCUGUCAUACGUAGCACAGAAGAGCUGUUAGGUUUGUUUAAGCUAAUGAAGUUUUGCUGCUGGUUAUAUAUAAGAUCUGGGAGAAACUGAUCAUGUUUGACUAAAAUAACAUGUACUAUCAAAGUUUCUAUGUUUCAUCUGUCUGCUAUUCUUGCAAAGCUUUUGCAUGACAUACACACUAGAUGCUUUAAAAGUUGUAAAAUCAGAAGAAGAGUCUUUAUUGAGUUAGCAUAUAAAACAAUGGUUGCGAGAACACAGCCAGUUAAAGGCAUCACCAUGGAAACAGACGCUGACAGGAUGGACUCACAAGAAUGAGACGUAAUACAGGGACUCAAUUGUAUAGUAUUCUUAUAUAUAACGUAAGAGAACAGGCGACUAGCGAAGCGUUUGUCUUCAUUUGUUUUGUUUUUGUUUGUUGUUUUUUCCUCCCCAGAAUGGCUUGGUACUGAUUGCAUACAUGAUCGUCUUGUGGCCUUGUGGUAAACAUUUCUUUGUAAUGGAUUGUUGGUCUUUACGUUUCACAUAUUGUGAAUGCAGCAGAUGGACUCUGGUUAAGGACACUGUUGAGCCACUCGAGGCUUGCAGUGAAGGAAUUUAACUCCACAUGCUUCAUCCAGCUCUCACAGGAAUCCCACCAGGACAGGCUUCUCCACAGCCCAUGCACUUUCUCCCUCCAGCAGAAAGAGAGCCAUUAGCAAUAUUACCAAGACAGGAGCUGAGGAAGAACACAUGAGGAAGUGUACAGCUCUCUUCCCCUCGUAUGUUUGUGUAACACACAAACAUGUCAAAUGUGAAUCACUUGCUUCUUCAUCUCGGUAUUCUAAUGGCUUUGUUCCCAUUUGGUUUUAUGAUUUUUUUUUUUCUUUCUGUUUUUAAUAAAGAACAUUAAAAGGUCA
Molecule: messenger RNA, 6591 nt
Organism: Ictalurus furcatus (blue catfish)
Lineage: Eukaryota; Metazoa; Chordata; Actinopteri; Siluriformes; Ictaluridae
Gene: atrnl1b
Product: attractin-like 1b
Exons: 29
Coding region: 943-5043 (1366 amino acids)
Cellular component (GO): Golgi apparatus
Molecular function (GO): protein binding
Source: RefSeq, a predicted model, not a curated record